This is a messenger RNA of Penicillium daleae, 1425 nucleotides long. RefSeq lists its product as uncharacterized. The coding region runs from base 1 to 1425 and encodes 474 amino acids. The record is from RefSeq and is a predicted model, not a curated record. NCBI's taxonomy places the organism in Eukaryota, Fungi, Ascomycota, Eurotiomycetes, Eurotiales, Aspergillaceae. The transcript is spliced from 3 exons.
AUGCCACGCCCUCAAAUUGACCUGGAGCCUUACAGGGAGGAGAUUACUCUCUUAUAUUCUCAGAAUGCACGUAUUGCCAAUAUCCAGACCAUCAUACAAAGCCACGGCGUCAAUAUCUCACUCCGCACGCUCAAAACUCGCCUUUCUUCCUGGGGCCUACGGCGCCAACUACCUAGCCAAAAUGAAGCUUUGCACGCUCGCCUUCUCACACUAAUUACCGAGGCAGGUUUAUCGGCUAGAGAAACACUCGAAGUGCUACAGAAAGAGGGAUUCCGGGUCUCUGAACCUACGCUUGAAAGGUUACGAAAACGGCUUGGAAUUCAGCUUCGUACAAACUGCCCGCUUCAGCGGCAGCAGCAACGGCUCGAAAUCGAGGUUCUCUUGACUGAGGAGCUUGGAAUUGGCGAUGUCGAAGGCUAUGGGCGUCGGAUUCUCUAUCACCACCUUCGCCGGCAUGGUUUUCUUUUCCCACAGCACCGAGUAUUCGAAGUCUACCGCUCUCUUCGCCCUGACUCACUCCUCCGCCGAUCAUACGAUCUCCAGCGCUCCCGCGGCGAGUAUUGGUGCCCUGGGCCGAAUUUCGUGUGGCAUGUGGAUGGUUAUAUGAAGCUAGCGCAGUUCGGGGUUGAGGUUUAUGCUGCCAUUGAUGGGUACUCUCGGUAUAUUCUCUGGAUAUACGUGGGAAUUAGUACUCGUACCGCAGUGAGCGUUCUCUCUCAGUUUCUUGACACCCUCGCCGAGCUCUCCUACCAACCGGAGAUUAUUCGGUCUGACCUCGGCUCGGAGACCUCCCCUUAUUGGGGAUGCACAAUGGGCGCUGCGGCAGAGGCUUGGUGGGCGCAGUUAUCUAAGUCGUGUACUUUUCUCUAUUACCAAUAUUUCCGGGAGCUCCGGGAACAAGGUCUCUUCUCCGGCUCUAUCCCUGAGCAGGUCGCCCUUCUUGCGGUUUAUAUGCCUACGCUCCGCCGGGUUAUUGGUGAGUACGCUAAGACCUGGAAUAUUCAUAAUAUCCGCAAGCAAAAGUCACGGCCGAACGCCGUUACUGGGAAGCCUUUUAUGAAUUAUUUUAAUGCGUCUAAGCCGGAUUACCAGCGCGCAGUUGAUCAGAUGCUGCUUCGCGAGCUCCAGGAGGACGUCCGGGACUGGGAUAAAGAUGAAUAUUUACCCCCUGAUGUCCUUGCUUGGUGCCACCAGCAGCUUCAGGAGAUUGGAGCCGAGCUUUAUGGGCCUGGAAAUGGCUUCAAUCCUGAUAAUCCUCCGUCUCGUGUUCCAGAGGAAGUUAGCCAGCCUUACCGGGUCGAAUAUCUCGAACUCCGCCGCCGUGCUCUUCUUCAUGACCAAUUAGAUGAACAUCCAGUGCUCUGUCUUACUACGAAACCCCUCGGUGCAUGGGAUUGGGAGCCUGGAGAGGCACAGGAAGGCUAG